GCCAAUGAGAGGACAGGAUUCCAAUGAUCUAGCAAAAGGACGACGCGUCCAUGUAACGGGACUCCUCACAUCUGCGUUUACUACCAUCAGCCACAAAGCUCAUGCUUACGGAAUCGAGUGUAAUAUAAACCUCAAGAUGCAGUUUAUGCUGCUCUUUAGCAGGCAGGGAAAGCUGCGGCUUCAGAAAUGGUACGUGCCGCUGUCUGACACACAGAAAAAGAAGAUCUCCCGGGAGGUCAUUCAGAUGGUGCUGGCACGCAAACCCAAGAUGUGCAGCUUCCUGGAAUGGAGGGAUUUGAAAAUAGUCUACAAAAGAUAUGCCAGCUUGUACUUUUGCUGUGCUGUGGAGGACCAGGAAAAUGAAUUGAUAACCCUGGAAAUCAUCCACAGAUACGUGGAGCUGCUGGACAAAUAUUUUGGCAGUGUUUGUGAACUGGACAUUAUUUUCAACUUUGAGAAAGCCUAUUACAUCCUGGAUGAGUUCAUACUGGGUGGUGAAGCCCAGGAGACAUCGAAGAAGAAUGUUCUGAAGGCCAUAGAGCAGGCAGACAUGCUGCAGGAGGAAGCCGAGACACCACGUAGUGUUCUGGAGGAGAUUGGACUGACAUAAAUAAUGAGAACUCAUCAAACCCAAGCACUGACACACAUCUCCCUUUCUUUUUUCUGUGGGCAUUUUCUCAUUAUUUGUAUUUUAGGUUAGCUUGCAGUCACAAGUAGUCUUUAAAAUGAUCAGCACUUCCUGCACAGUUAGAUAUUGACGCUUGUAUUUCUACUGCCAAACAUCUGAGGGAAUCGAGCAUGUUGAAAUGUUCAUGCGUUAGUAGUUAUGCAAAUUUCCCAUAGUGUUCAGGCUGUUUAGAUUCAGGUUUGGAUCAGUACAUGUGUAGCAAAGUUUAGGUGUCAACAUCCCUACAUAUUUCCAGUGACGUCUUCUCUGUAGAUUUUAAGCAUUACCUCUCACCUUCAGCUGCCUUAAACGCUCAUUUCCAGCUCACGCUGUUCGCCAGUAUCUUAUGCAACUUUCAGCAGAUCCGAGUCAAUGGGCUGUCACUGUUCAAGACCAAGACGUGCUGAAGUGCUACGGACCAAACGUUAUUAUUAAGCUCCAAAGGGGGGGAAAUAUAUAAUGUGAAUUCAAUAGUCAAUAUUUUUUGGCAUAAAAUCAUAGAUUGUAUUAAGGCACAAGUAAACAUCAGUAUUAGUAAAUUCCUGACCAGAAACACUGUAAACACUUAAUUGGUUUCAGGCAUAUCAGGCAUUUGCCAUUCAACAGCUAACCGUUUUGUUUCCAAUGCCAAAGAAUUGUCUCCACCAUCCUCAUGCCUUUUUUCCUUAAAAUCAUCUUUGUAUGCUGUCGUAUUGGAGUUUGAUUUUUGGACUUCCUCUUGAAAAUAGCUUUUCAUCUAAAGAAAAGAAUAAAAGUCAGAUAUUGCA
Labeo rohita (rohu) is the source of this 1434-nucleotide messenger RNA. It is a transcript of the gene ap1s2, whose product is annotated as adaptor related protein complex 1 subunit sigma 2. Gene Ontology annotation, biological process: vesicle-mediated transport; intracellular protein transport. Gene Ontology annotation, molecular function: clathrin-cargo adaptor activity. Gene Ontology annotation, cellular component: intracellular membrane-bounded organelle; membrane coat; AP-1 adaptor complex. The coding region runs from base 5 to 610 and encodes 201 amino acids. The transcript is spliced from 5 exons. NCBI's taxonomy places the organism in Eukaryota, Metazoa, Chordata, Actinopteri, Cypriniformes, Cyprinidae. The record is from RefSeq and is a predicted model, not a curated record.